This is a messenger RNA of Oncorhynchus masou masou (cherry salmon), 5503 nucleotides long. RefSeq lists its product as uncharacterized. The transcript has 7 exons. The record is from RefSeq and is a predicted model, not a curated record. The coding region runs from base 54 to 2555 and encodes 833 amino acids. Lineage: Eukaryota; Metazoa; Chordata; Actinopteri; Salmoniformes; Salmonidae.
GCGAGAGCGGGGUUUGGUUCAGUGUGCGUCGGGGAAAAGGAACAAUAAGGAAAAUGACCUGCAACAGCUCGUUCUGGGCACAUGUGUUCAUGACAGCGUAUUUACUAUGGGUCACGGGACGUGUUGCUCAGAAAGUCUACUUUGAUUGUGGAGCGAAGGUGGAUGUUGUGGAUGUCCAAGGCCUCAUCCUGUCUCCUGGGUUUCCCUAUAACUAUUCCUCAGGGACCCACUGUGUCUGGCAGUUCUUUGUGCCCGUCGGCCACCAGCUCAUACUGGAGAUAUUUGACUUUGACGUGUUCGAGAGCCACGACCCCUCUGCCCAGUACACUGCCAUCUCUAACUUGAAAGUGGAAGAUGCUGAGGCUGACGAUGGGGCAACGUACCCGUCUGGCGGUCCGGUCACAGAUGAAAACAUGUCAAUGCUGGCUAAAGACGUCCCCGUAACUCAGGCUCAGGGGGGCAGAGCGAAAGCCCCCCAGUCCUCCUUCCAACAUGACAAGGUCAAGCAGGUGGUGGUGCAAGAGCAGUCCACCAAGAUGGAGAUUGCCAAAGUCUCCAACUCUGCUAAAAGGUCCACCUCUGAUAUUGCAUCCCCACAUCCCCCCUCACACCUCCUACCCAGGGACCAGGCAGCGGUGAACUCAAUCACCUCUCCUCUCCUCAGAGGCGACCCUGACCUGAACCCUACCCCUAACCCCAGAGCAGCAGCCCCAGACCUGGCUGUGGUUGUAGACAAGGCCACCACUCCGACCUCUCCGCCCCCCAUGGACAAUGAGUCAGUGAGCUCUGAGACCCAGGUGGUGGAUGCUUGCCCCCACGACGUCCUCUACAUCUCAGACCUCCUCACUUUCUCCUCGCGCUUCUGCGGCUCCAACCGGCCCUCCAGCAGCCAGCUGGUGUUUGGCUCCAGCCAGGAGAUGGUAGAGGUCAUCAUGGAGUUGAUCACCACCACCCACUGGGGCCGUGGCUUCGCCCUGCUCUUUCACUACCACAACCGGACAGAACCGGAUGGAGAUGACCCCCGGCAUGCCUACGCCCCUGCCGGGGCCAGCAAGAUGGGCUCUCUGCUGGCUGCCAUGAGCGGAGCAGCCUUCUUUGCCAUGGUGCUCACCAGCGCUCUAUGCAUAAUUUUCAGACCGAAACUAUGUCCGAAAAGAGCCAGCUCUUGCUCAUCCAACAACUCUGAGGUGCAGGAGGGAGUGCAGAACUCUGGAGCUGACGUCCGUGAGCUGCAGCUGGUGGCUCCUAAUCAGCCCAGCCUGGAGGUCCCUAGGACAGCAGGGAACGACAACAACCACUCCCUCAGCCUCACACACACAGGUUCCCCGGUCAGUGUUGGUGGUGAUAUGUUUGAGCAUGCUGAAGUGGACCUCUCAUCCAAUGGUCUCACGGAACUGGACUUGGGGACAGAUGAGGUGUUUAUCAUUUCAUCUGCGCCCAGUACGAGCAGCAGACUGCUGUUCUCGGCCCAUACGCAGCGGGAGAGGUUUCUGAGGCACAGUGACACCGGCCCAGGCCCUGUCAGUGACUGGCCCUCUCCAGACCCGGCUGCCUCGCCUACAGAGACCCGUGCUGCCCAGGAUGGCAGUGCCAGCUGUGCCCGACCCCGGCCGCGGGCCUGGAGCGUCCGCACCUUCCAGGACUUCCUCCCUCCACUGCCCCAGUUACACAAGAAGUGGUGCAGUUGGAACUCCACCAGUCCCUUCACUAAGCUGGUGGACAGCGCCCCGUCAGGCUUUGUGUCAGAAUGCCGUGGGGAUGACAGCAGGAAAGUGUUCUCCGACCCCCAGUUGGAGGCCCAGGAUGACAGUAACGCCUCCGACUCCUCCAUGAGUAACGUCUCGUAUCCCCUCACCCUGCCCGCCCAGAGGCAGCGCCGCCUAAACUCCACUAGCAACAUGCGGCGCUCCCGCUUCACCGGGCCCUGCUUCGGCCUGCUCUCUGGGUCCAGUCCCUCAGACAGCACCAAGGCCCCCGGGGGCUCCCUCCUCCAGGCCUCCCCGUCCCAACCCAGUAACAGUACCUCUGGGCAGGGGCAGCCGGAAGAGGGGCAGGGUGGGAAGCGCCGUGAUUUCCCAGCAGAGAGCGACCACGUCAGUGUCCCGGUGUUUGCCAUCUGUGAAGAGGAGGACCGGCAGCCCUUGAUCCUGGCUGAGCACUUGGGGCAUUCCUCCAUGAAUGGAGUGAGUCGGGGGGUGUACGAGGCAAAGGGGCCCGCUGGCGGAAGCCUCAACCCUGGCCCCCAGAGCGCAGCCAAUGGCCCCCUCCUCCAGAGGGGAAGGUCAGAGUGGAGGCCAUGGGGGAGUCAGGCCUCAGGAGGGGCCAGUCCUUACCCUCUCCCUCACGCCUCUGGCUCACACACAGCCACCAAUACUAACGAGUCCGCCUUUGUGCACAGCACAGCCAAUCAGAUCCAGAUGCCUUCCCUCAGCCAAUUAACAGUGCCAUGCAGUGUGACAGGCAAUGUGACCAGUGACAGUCCAGCAUCCAGUCCAUGUGACAGGAGAGCGGACAAACAAAGUAUGCACUCUUGGGUUGGCCCAGCAAAGCAAUAAUUAACUAUUUUUAGUGCCACCUUUGUAAAAUGCAAAAACUAACUUUUUGAUUACUGAAAUCAACUUUUAUAUGGCAUUUCUACAUUCUUGAAGUCAAUUGCUUUAUGGUGACAAACUGGAUGUUUUCAUACACACUAUAUAUAUUUUUAUAAAGUUAAAGGCCCAAUGCAGACUUUUUAAAAUCUUAAUAUCAAAUACUUUCUGGGUAAAAUUAAGUACCUUACUGUUAUAGUUGUCCAAUAAAAUGUUAAAACAUAUACAGAAAUAGCUUUUUAGCAAAAAAUGUCUUUCAUCACAUUCCCAGUGGGUCAGAAGUUUACAUACAAUCAAUUAGUAUUUGGUAGUGUUGUCUUUAAAUUGUUUAACUUGGGUCAAACGUUUCGGGUAGCCUUCCACAACAAGUUGGGUGAAUUUUGGCCCAUUCCUCCUGACAGAGCUGGUGUAACUGAGUCAGGUUUGUAGGCCUCCUUGCUCACACGUUUUUUCAGUUCUGGCCACACAUUUUCUAUAGGAUUGAGGUCAGGGCUUUGUGAUGGCAACUCCAAUAACCUUGACUUUGUUGUCCUUAAGCCAUUGAGAUGUUGCUUCAAUAUAUCCACAUAAUUUUCCAUCCUCAUGAAGCCAUCUAUUUUGUGAAGUGCACCAGUCCCUGCAUUAAAUCACCACCACAACAUGAUGCUGCCACCCCUGUGCUUCAUGGUUGGGAUGGUGUUCUUCGGCUUGCAAGCGUCCCCCUUUUUCCUCCAAACAUAACGAUGGUCAUUAUGGCAAAACAGUUCUAUUUUUGUUUCAUCAGACCAGAGGACAUUUCUCUAAAAAGUACGAUCUUUGUCCCCAUGUGCAGUUCCAAACUGUAGUCUGGGUUUUUUAUGGCGGUUUUGGAGCAGUGGCUUCUUCCUUGCUGAGCGGCUUUUCAGGUUAUGUCGAUCUCGGACUCGUUUUACUGUGGAUAUAGAUACUUUUGUACCGGUUUCCUCCAGCAUCUUCACAAGGUCCUUUGCUGUUGUUCUGGGAUUGAUUUGCACUUUUCUCUCCAAAGUAUGUUCAUCUCUAGGAGACAGAACGCGUUCCCUUCCUGAGCGUUAUGAUGGAUGUGUGGUCCCAUGGUGUUUAUACUUGCAUACUAUUGUUUGUACAGAUGAACGUGGUACAUUCAGACGUUUGGAAAUUGCUCCCAAGGAUGAACCAGAAUUGUGGAGGUCUACAAUUUUUUUUCUAAGGUCUUGGCUAAUUUAUUUUUAUUUUCCCAUGAUGUCAAGCAAAGAGGCACUGAGUUUGAAGGUUGGCCUUGAAAUACACCCACAUGUACACCUCCAAUUGACUCAAUUGAUGUCAAUUAGCCUAUCAGAAGCUUCUAAAGCCAUGACAUAAUUUUCUCGAAUUUCCCAAGCUGUUUAAAAAGGCACAGUCAAUUUAGUGUAUGUGAACUUCUGACCCACUGGAAUUGUGAUACAGUAAAUAAGUGAAAUAAUCUGUCUGUAAACAAUCGUUGGAAAAAUGUAUUGUGUCAUGCACAAAGUAGAUGUCUUAACCAACCUGCCAAAACUAUAGUUUGUUAACAAGAAGUUUGUGGAGUGGUUGAAAAACUAGUUUUAAUUACUCCAACCUAAGUGUAUGUAACUGCAUAUUAAAACGAGAUGUCCGUUCACCUAACAGGGUUGACCUUAAAAUGAGGGACAGGUUUAUUUAUUUUUUCUUAAAAUUAAUCACAAAUCACAUUAAAUAAAUAAUCUUCAGAAAUUACUUUGUCGAAGCAACAAAAUAACUAGUGCUUCACAAUGAUGGAGAACCCGUUGAGAAAGUUUGGGUUUAAGUGGGUAAAAUCUCCCUGAAAGUCACAGAGGGCUCACAGAGAACGCACGAGGGACUUUAGCAAGUCCUUAUUAGUAUAAAAUAAUCUGAUUUAUUGAAUUCUCCAUGUGGUCAAGAUUAAAGGGCACUUCACUGAAUAUAAACAGGCAUUAACGUUAACAUUCUAUUCAAUAUUUGUGAACAAUUUCUACUUAAAAUAUCAAAGGGAUGCAAAAGGCACUCAUUUUGUGGAAUGAAAAUGAGCUGUUAUUAGCAAAGUGUUUUGGAACUCUUUGUUAUUGGUCUAUUUACCUACACCGCCUGGUGAUGUCACCAGGCAAGCCAAAAUACCACCCAUGCAAACCUGCUGAUUUAGAAGGUCCUGUAUAAAUUGUAUUUUCAACCAGCAACUAUCAGGAAAUAAUGCUGAUAAAAAUGUUUACGUUUUUACAGCGUUGGUGAUACAUUCAAUCAGAUUGACAUCCGUUUUGCAUUAUUUUGGCGGAAUCUGAGGUGGAACUGCGAGUUGUCAAAUCAAGCGACUCAUUGCGUUACCUUUUCGCAGACAUUGGAUGCAACGGAACCACACCCGAAUAUAAUCCCACAAAUCCCAUGCAGCCACGUUACAAAUUCAAACUCUCGAAUUGGCUGCUGGGCAUAUAUCCCCCCCAUCCAAAUGAACAUGAAACCAUGCAUUAGCCUCACAUCAAUGGUUUGACAUUUGAGUCAUUAUUUCCACCAUGGACAGAGCCGACACUUUCUAACGCCGUAGGGAUACUAAGGAAGGGAGUGGUUUGUGACACAUAGGAGCAGCUGCUCACUAAUGUCAGCUAAUACAGCAGUUACACAUCCAACACCGCCAAACGAUCUGCUAUGCGGAUGUCGGCCAACGCUCAAAUCCUCAUAGAUUGAAUCCUGGCCUUAUUUUUAUCAGCUGUUGUACAAUAUGACACAAAACACAGGAACAACAGAAUGUUGACGGCAAUGGGCCUUUAAAACAUCAUCAAUAUUUGCUGUUUACCACACAGACAUUUCCAGCUUCUGUAUAAUUAAAAAACGUGAGAAUAUUGAAUAUGGAAACAUUGUUUUUAUUUCCCAUGCCCAGUUCAUUUCCCAACUCCUGUGAGCACUUUUCUACCAGUUAAAGGCUCAGCGCA